Molecule: messenger RNA, 346 nt
Organism: Notodromas monacha
Lineage: Eukaryota; Metazoa; Arthropoda; Ostracoda; Podocopida; Cyprididae
Source: the annotation of a GenBank genome assembly
AUUUAUUAAUUUUUUUCAGGGCGAUUUUUCUCGUUUGCGAGUUUUUCUUUUUUGGAUUUUUUGCUGUGUUGAUGCAUUUUCUUGACCGUCGUCCAUGACAGCGUAUCACGACGAGGUGGAAAUCGAAGAUUUCGAGUUCGACGAGGACUCCGAAACUUACUACUAUCCGUGCCCCUGUGGCGACCGAUUUCAAAUCACGAAGGAAGAACUUCUCGCUGGAGAGGAAGUCGCUACUUGUCCAAGCUGUUCGUUGAUCAUCAAGGUCAUCUAUGACCCUGAUGACUUUGUUGAAGAUACGAAGGAAGUGAAGAAAGUGCGAACGAAGCCCGAGUUGGCCGAGGCGUGA